AAUACGGACGGUGGUGAGAGACCUGACGGUGGUGCAAGAGGAGACUUGCAGUAGUAUGUAAGGUGUGGGCGCCGGUAUUGCACGGGCUCCGACCUUCCUUGCACGGCAUUUCAACCCGCACCAAACACGCGCCGAUCUCGACAUCGAUGACCCGACCAUUCAUCCGACCUUGCUCUCAAGCACGAGCUAUUGCAAGAAUUUCUUGCAACAUGCACGGUUUCAUUCUGAUCAUCUGCGUUGUUGCAGCUUGCCUGCAAGCAUGCGAUACGUUAAAUGUUGCUUUGGUAAAUAUUCCUGGCUUUCACUUGGAGGUCGUGAGUGGUUACAUUCAUGUGUUGGCGCCUCUUUUUACACCCCUGACCGUUUACGUGCAUCCUGCCAACCUGGAGCGUCCUACUGCUGGAUAUGGUUUUCGGGAUUGGAUUGGGCAUAACCGGAGUGACAUCUUACUGCGUGCGUUGCCUGACAACGGGUCGUAUUCUGAACAUGAUGCGGUUGUUUUUGUUUCUCCUGAAUAUGAUAUUCCGACGAUGCUGGCCUUUGUGAACCGGUCGAAUCCGCGCACAAUUGUACUCACAUGUCAUGGGGGUUGUUCAACUUUUGUCAAGGGCACGGCUGUAUCAACCUUAGAAACGGCUAAAAGGUCGGUGCAUUUUGUGGCACUUGCACCUCACGCAGCUGUCCAUGCAUCUCAAGUUUUAAAGCGUCGUGUCCAUUGGGUAUUGCCUAUCCUUCCUUUAAAUCCUCACCGUGUCUGCAGUUGGGAAGCUGACAUGUUUCCGCCACUUAUGUCACGAAGUAUUGUCCAAGAACCAUGUUUGUCAGGCUUCGCGAUUCAAGGCCAGCUUCGUCUUGAGCGACGCGACUACAUGAUGUUGUGGCGAGAUAUUGAGGCGAAUUGGGAUGUGGUUUCAAAGCAUCCGAGGUUUAAUGUCACUAUCCUUGGGUCUGGGCGACUCAGUGACCUCAACAUUACGGCUAAUGCAGCCAAGGUUGUAUCACAUCAAUCACUUCCAUAUCUCGAGUUUUACUCGGCUUUGCAUCAGUCGCUUGCUCUGCUUACAUUAUUUUCUGGUGACACUUAUUACUCGGUCAAGUUGUCUAGCAGUUUCAUCAGUUCGUUUUCCGCUGGAACUCCGUUGCUUAUAGAUCAGCGCGUGCACGAGGUGUAUCAGUUCUUACAUGGAGAUGGGUUUGUUCCCCCACACUACGCAAUCUACAAAGGCGAGAGUAUGACUCAAUCUAUGUUACGCGUUUUAAGCGAAGGAUGGACGUAUCACAGGGCGGUUCGUGCGUCCCUGCUGCAUCGGCGGGAACGCAUCACUGAGCACACGCGCAAUUUUCUGACAAAUAUACUUCUCAUUGACCUCGCACGUAAAGGUCGGGUUUUACAAGACCAGGGUCUACAUGGGAUUUGGUACGACACCAGCAAGGGUUGGUGCACUUCAGCUCGGUGUGAUCCACAGAUGUCAUCGUGGGUUAACCUGUGAACUCGCUGCAUGGGUAUGCAAUACGGGGUCUCGCACAAUUGCGCCUGGUGUUGGUGGUGCGGAUGGGGAAGGCGGCGCAGAAACACAAACCAGGGUGGCUGCCUAGCUGCGGCCGGGCUGACACAAAGGCUCACUGGCUGCUGUAAAUGGUGAGCCGAGAGUGGUAUGAAAGGCUGGUGCCGGCCAGGCGAGUUGGGCAUGAGGCGCCGCUGCGUGGGGACAUGAUGCGCUGCCGGCCACGGGGCAAUUGACGGGUGCGGACCGUAGUACGGUUCCCCACACCCGUCCAGGAACCGGCCCACGCACGGUGCAACGGGGCUGGCCGGGAGGAGGAACCGGGCUGGCAGCUGGGCUGGACGGCGCGACGUGGAGCUCGACAAGAACCUGGGGCGAAGGGGGGGGUCGCUGCUGGGGCGCUGCGGGCGUGCCGACGACGUCGUGUCCCCACGCAUGCAAAGGUCAUCGCCC
Messenger RNA from Chlamydomonas reinhardtii, 1958 nucleotides. RefSeq lists its product as uncharacterized. The coding region runs from base 210 to 1490 and encodes 426 amino acids. The record is from RefSeq and is a predicted model, not a curated record. The transcript has 6 exons. Lineage: Eukaryota; Viridiplantae; Chlorophyta; Chlorophyceae; Chlamydomonadales; Chlamydomonadaceae.